AACUGGAUCGAAGGACAAGACACCCCCACCUCCAACCUCCAGCAUCAAGGAGCCAGAACCAUCACCCCCAACUCCAGGCCCAGGUACCAUGGUGGAAUUAGUUGCAAGAUCAAAUGUGGAUAACAUAUUACAUACAAUCUUAUUUUCAGUCAAAGCAACCAAAUGUUCUGGUUGUGCCGGGACAUUCCCGGUUUCAAAAAGGCUAUGCUAGUGUCCUGAAGCAUUCUAAAUUUGGGCUUUUGUCCUACUUUACAGUGUUCUGGUCCCAAACUUGGCUCAUUUACUGGAACAGGUUAUGACUCACAGACUCUAGGCUGGGUUGGUAGCAGAAUAGGAGGAACUCACGGAUUAGUAGGUCAGCCUGUGUCAGAGUAAUCGAGCGACCGUAUCUUCGCAAAAAGUAGGUGGUGCUAACAGAAGGGGUAUGGAAGCUCACCAGCCUUUCGGGUUGACACUCAAUGAAAAUUCGGCAGCUCUAUGUACUGUCCAUUCAUGAUGAAGAGACUCACUAUACUUACUGCAUGUAAAUACAUAUUUCGCUGUACACUCCUACCAACGGCACAUUCGUAGGUAUGAUGCAUUUGAUAUCUGUCAGAACAUUACCUUAUAGAAAUGUAGUUGAUAUAAACAUAGUAACCGUUUGAAGACUGAUAAAGAAUGUAUUUUUGCAGAAGGCUGUACUCCAGGCUGGUCUGACUGGUACGAUGAGCAAUAUCCGGAUGAAGAAAAUGGCGGAGAUGAGGAAUCUUAUCAGAAGGUCAUAGCCUCAGGGAAAGUGGUCUGUCUGCCUGACUCAUCAGUGGAAAAAAUAGAUUGCAAAGCAGAGAGAUUCCCUAAUACCCCAUGGCAGGAAUUGGGCCAGACGAUCACAUGUGACAAGAGCACAGGCCUGAAAUUUUCUAAUGAUGAUCAAAGCAUGUUUAUAUGUUACAACUACAAGGUCAGAUUCUGCUGCUCCAAAUCAGGUGGCCCCCCUCCACCACCCAUUACUCAGGCCCCAACCAAAGGGGCCCUUGAGAAACCACCAACAGCAGCUGCUCCGGAAACAACGAAAAGGAAACCAAAGUCCCCACCAGUGCCUAAAGAGACCAUCACUAUCGGUGAAGAAUUGAUUGUUCCUGCAACACAGCAACCAAUUGAGGCUACAAAACCAAAUGAAACACCCACCAAACAAGAAGAUUGUGCUUUAGGCUGGUCUGACUGGUACGAUGAUCAAUAUCCUGAUGAAGAAAAUGGCGGAGAUGAGGAAUCCUACCAAAAGAUUAUAGACUCGGGGAGAGAGGUCUGUCUGCCUGACUCAUCAGUGGAAAAAUUUUACUGCAAAGCAGAAAGAUUCCCGAAUACCCCAUGGGAGGAAUUAGGCCAGACGAUCACUUGUGACCAGAGCACAGGCCUGAAAUUUUCUAAUGAUGAUCAAAGCAUGUUUAUAUGUUACAACUACAAGGUCAGAUUCUGCUGCUCCAAAUCAGGUGGCCCCCCUCCACCAACUCCAUCUAAAGCAAGCCCAGAACCAACUGCAUCGAAGGACAAGACACCCGCACCUCCAACCUCUGGCAUCAAGGAGCCAGGACCCUCAAACCCAGAAGGGCCAGUAACACCGAAACCCCCGGUUGAGGAAAAGCCAACAAAGGCAGCAUCAGAAGAAAGUGGCCCUCCUCCUGCAAAACCAACUCCAUCGAAGGAGAAGUCACCCCCACCUCCAACCUCUAGCAACAAGGAGCCAGAACCAUCGCCCGCAGAAGGUCCAG
Petromyzon marinus (sea lamprey) is the source of this 1748-nucleotide messenger RNA. Lineage: Eukaryota; Metazoa; Chordata; Hyperoartia; Petromyzontiformes; Petromyzontidae. The record is from RefSeq and is a predicted model, not a curated record.